Molecule: messenger RNA, 825 nt
Organism: Oppia nitens
Lineage: Eukaryota; Metazoa; Arthropoda; Arachnida; Sarcoptiformes; Oppiidae
Product: hornerin-like
Exons: 2
Coding region: 1-825 (274 amino acids)
Source: RefSeq, a predicted model, not a curated record
AUGAGUUAUUUGAUUGUCGGACUAGAACUAAGAUUAGUAUAUCCGUUUGUUCCCAAUCCAUGGUCACAAGUGGCAACCAGUGCAAGUAGUCAACCAAGUGGUCACCCAAGUACUCAACCAAGCGGUCAACCAAGUAGUCAGCCAAGUGGUCGCCCAAGUAUUCAACCAAGUGGUAAACCAAGUGGUAGUGGUAACCAAAGAUAUAGACAAUCACGAGGUGGCAGUGGUCGCAAUAAAAACCAAUUCACAGGAAGCAGCGGUACUCAGAYCAGUGCUAGCGGUAAAUCAAGUACUCAAUCAACUGGUCAACCCAGUGGUCCCAGCGGUAACCAAAGUGGUCAAUACAAACAAUCUAGAGGUGGCAGUGGUCCCAAUAAAAACCAAUUCACUGGACGCAGCGGUUUACAACAAGGCAACAGYAGUGGUGGUGGUGGUGGUGGUAGUGCUAACCAAACACGAGGCCAAUCCAGACAAUCUCAAGGUAGCCGAGCCGGUACCAGCAGAUACCAGACCACAUAUGGUCAACAAACUGGUGGCUCUCGAACUGCUGGUCAACAACAACAACGACAACAACGACAACAACGACAACAACAUCAUAAUCCUCCUCCACCUCCUGUUAGUCCAAUAGUAGAUUCCCAAGGGUUUACAGUUGUGGAAAAUCGGAAGAAAAAGAAAGAACGUCAGUAUGGAAGUGAUGGCGGCUGUUCCGACACAAACAAACCCAGAGAUCCUGGAGAUGGUAGGKGUGGUGGUGGUAGAGGUGGUGCUGGUGGUAUAGGUAGUGGUGGUACUUGUGGUGGUAGAUCUAAAUCAAAAUACAAUUGA